AUGAGCUCGAUGUCCUCACCUUCUUUAGAUGCCAUAGCAGAUCCAAGGGAACGAGAAGCGCAUUUCGUCCAUGAUGUUUACAAUGAGAUAGCUCCGCACUUUUCGCAGACACGAUACAAACCGUGGCCAAUAGUUGAAGAAUUUCUCUUAUCCAGGGAAGAUCACUCCAUAGGUAUCGAUGUUGGAUGUGGCAAUGGAAAAUAUUUGGCAGUAAACCCUAAGCUAUGUAUAAUUGGCUCGGACAGAUCCAUAGGCUUGAUUGAGUGUGCGAAAAAAAUUUCAAAUAACAAGUACGAAGUUGCUUUAGCUGAUGGACUUAAUUUACCUCAUCCAAACGGUGUCUUUGACUUUGCGAUUUCGAUCGCGGUUAUUCACCAUUUCUCUACUAGAGAAAGGAGGAUCAAAGCUAUAGAAGAAAUCAUGUCUAAAAUCAAAACCAAUGGAGAGUUAUUAGUCUACUGUUGGGCACUUGAACAAGAGAAGUCGAGACGAGGUUACAAGUCGGGGGAUGAACAGGACGUACUCGUUCCAUGGGUAACACAAAAGAAGCUGAGUAAGGGCACUAACAAAUCUUCUCUGAGAGAUCAGUCGGACCAGGGUACAGGAGUUGAGGCGCCAGUGGUUGAGAAGAAUGUCAAUUACAGAUAUUACCAUCUUUAUAGACAGGGAGAGCUCGAGCAAGAUAUUGGAGAGGUCCCUGGUUGUGUUAUAAGCAAGGCCGGUUAUGAAAAAGAUAACUGGUGGGCAAUAGUUCGUAAAAAUAGCGAUUAG
This is a messenger RNA of Meyerozyma guilliermondii ATCC 6260, 771 nucleotides long. It is a transcript of the gene TRM9, whose product is annotated as tRNA (carboxymethyluridine(34)-5-O)-methyltransferase. NCBI's taxonomy places the organism in Eukaryota, Fungi, Ascomycota, Pichiomycetes, Serinales, Debaryomycetaceae. The record is from RefSeq and is a predicted model, not a curated record. Gene Ontology annotation, cellular component: cytoplasm; nucleus. Gene Ontology annotation, biological process: tRNA wobble uridine modification. Bases 1 to 771 code for a protein of 256 amino acids. The transcript has a single exon. Gene Ontology annotation, molecular function: tRNA binding; S-adenosylmethionine-dependent methyltransferase activity.